CCCCUCCCGGCAGGAUGGACCCCAUCAGGGACACGCUGCAGCGGCUGCGGGAGACCUUCCGCGCGGGGCGGAUGCAGCCGGCCGAGUUCCGGGCCGCCCAGCUGGAGGGCCUGGGCCGCUUCCUGCGGGACCACAAGCAGCUUCUGCAGGAGGCGCUGGCGCAGGACCUGCACAAGUCAGCCUUUGAGGCGGAUGUGUCUGAGCUCAUCAUGUGCCAGAACGAGGUCGACCUGGCCCUCAAGAGCCUGCACCCCUGGAUGAAGGACGAGCCAGUGGCCAAGAGCCUGCUCACGCAGCUGGACUCGGCCUUCAUCCGGAGGGAGCCCUUCGGCCUGGUGCUCAUCAUCACUCCCUGGAACUACCCCGUGAACCUGACCCUGCUGCCCCUGGUGGGCGCCCUUGCCGCAGGGAACUGUGUGGUGCUGAAGCCAUCGGAAAUAAGCAAGGGCACAGAGAAGGUCCUGGCCGAGGUGUUGCCCCAGUACCUGGACCAGAGCUGCUUUGCUGUGAUGCUGGGCGGGCCCAAGGAGACGGGGCAGCUGCUGGAGCAUAAGUUUGACUACAUUUUCUUCACGGGGAGCCCUCGAGUUGGCAGGAUCGUCAUGGCCGCUGCUGCCAAGCACCUGACGCCCGUCACGCUGGAGCUGGGGGGCAAGAACCCCUGCUACGUGGACGACAACUGCGACCCCCAGACCGUGGCCAACCGCGUGGCCUUCUUCCGCUACUUCAACGCCGGCCAGACCUGCGUGGCCCCCGACUACGUCCUGUGCAGCCCCAAGAUGCAGGAGCGGCUGCUGCCCGCCCUGCAGAGCGCCAUCACCCGUUUCUACGGCGAGGACCCCCGGAGCUCCCCAGACCUGGGCCGCAUCAUCAACGAGAAGCAUUUCCAGCGGCUCCAGGGCCUGCUGGGCUGUGGCCGCGUGGCCAUCGGGGGCCAGAGCGACGAGAGCGAUCGCUACAUCGCCCCCACGGUGCUGGUGGACGUGCAGGAGACGGAGCCGGUGAUGCAGGAGGAGAUCUUCGGGCCCAUCCUGCCCAUCGUGAACGUGAGGAGCCUGGACGAGGCCAUCGACUUCAUCAAGCGUCGGGAGAAGCCCCUGGCCCUGUAUGCCUUCUCCAACAGCAACCAGGUAGUGAACAAGAUGCUGGAUCGGACAAGCAGCGGUAGUUUCACCAGCAAUGAUGGCUUCGUCAACCUGACUCUGCCGUCCCUACCACUGGGGGGCGUCGGCAACAGCGGGAUGGGAAGAUACCACGGCAAGUACUCCUUCGACACCUUCUCCCACCACCGUGCCUGCCUGCUCUCCCCCUCGGGCCUGGAGAAGCUCAAUGAAAUCCGCUACCCGCCCUAUACUGACCGGAACCAGCAGCUGAUACGCUGGGCCUUGGGCUCCCAGAGUUGCACCCUUCUGUGAGCACCCUGCUUGCCUCCAGCACCCCACACCCAUGACCCCUCUGUCCUGCUGCUGCCAAGGUGCUCAGUGGUCCCUGGAAGGCGGGGCGUCCUGUCCAAGAGUGCAAAGAUCCUGCUCCUGGGGAUCUGAACAGACCUCUGGCUGGGCAGGACCUCUGAGCCACUGGGCCAGCUCCUUUUAAGGCCCAGUCCCCUCUGCAGCCUUCUGACAGAUUUGUUGACCCUCUGCGAAUAUGUCUAGAUAUGUCUGAUGAUGGAGAACUCACCCCUUGCAAGGUUGGGCAGCUCUUAUGGUUAGAAAGGACUCCCUUGUGUCAGAUCUAGAAAUAAGCUCCCAAAAUACAGAGCAAUUUCA
This is a messenger RNA of Ceratotherium simum simum (southern white rhinoceros), 1769 nucleotides long. It is a transcript of the gene ALDH3B2, whose product is annotated as aldehyde dehydrogenase 3 family member B2. The record is from RefSeq and is a predicted model, not a curated record. Gene Ontology annotation, biological process: aldehyde metabolic process. Gene Ontology annotation, cellular component: cytoplasm. NCBI's taxonomy places the organism in Eukaryota, Metazoa, Chordata, Mammalia, Perissodactyla, Rhinocerotidae. Gene Ontology annotation, molecular function: aldehyde dehydrogenase (NAD+) activity; 3-chloroallyl aldehyde dehydrogenase activity.